AUGGCUGAUUUUGAACGAGCUGCUUUAACUGCUUUAAUAACUAAAAAACGGUGCCCUUGGAUCACCGAUGUAAUUCGUGUAAUGAUGUCGUUACGGGAUAAAGCCCUAAAGGAAUACAAAGCUAGCAUAAAAGAUAUUAACGCCAAUCUUCAAUUAUCUAAUCGUAAAUGGAUCGCUUAUAAGUCCAUAAGAAAUUUUGUUACUGCUUCUAUAAGGAGGGAAAAGAGAGCUUACAUGGAGCAUGUGUUAAAGGUAAAUGUGGACAACCCCAAAAAGUUUUGGUCAAAUUUGAAAACGUUAAGCGUUCACAGUAACGAUCCGGUUGACACUAUACCAAUUUAUUUAAGAAACGCGGAAGAUUUAAAUAAAUAUUUUAUUAAUUCCAUUAAAGCUAUUCCUCCCAACUAUACAACCAUGAAUGAAUUUUCCGCGUCAGUUCAUCCAAAUGUAAAAAACCCAUUUAGUGUUGUGUGUGUAUCCAAGGACGAUGUAGAACGCAUCGCGUAUUCCAUUAAAUCUAACUCCCCUGGAACUGAUAAUAUAAACACGUAUAUGAUACGGUUAUGCUUGCCUUUUUGCUUAGACGCACUAACUCAUAUAAAUUUUUCUUUUUCAACAAAUACUUUUCCUUCGAUCUGGAAGCAAGCUAAAAUACGUCCAAUUCCUAAAGUAGAAGCACCCCAAACAUUUUCUGAUUUUCGACUAAUAAGCAUCUUGCCAAUGCUAUCAAAGAUUAUUGAGCGUGUUGCACUGAGGCAGUUGCAAAGUUAUCUUUUGCAAAAUGAUCUUUUACCAGGGAGACAAUCAGGAUUUCGCAAAGGUUUCAGCACCUCGUGUUUGCUAGAUCUUACGGAUGAUAUUCUUAGAGCGAUGGAUGAAGGAAAAAUAACGUUACUUCUGAUCUAUCAUCUGGGUAGUAGUGAAUCCGCGUUAGCGUGGUUUGAAAAUUACCUAACCGGUCGAUGUCAGUACGUUGCGUUGCAAGAGAAGUGCGGAGAAAGGCCACUUCUUUUCUCCCUGUUUACUUUCGACUUCAGUAGAUGUGUACACCACGGUCGGUACCACAGUUAUGCAGACGAUAAUCAAAUUUAUUAUUCGUUUUAUCCAGAUCAGUUUUCAAAUACAACUACCUUAAUUAAUGAAGAUCUGCAUCGCAUAUCCGAAUGGUCAAGUAACAACUCUCUUAUUCUAAAUCCAUCUAAAACUGUAGGAAUGUUAAUCGGUAAGAAACAUUUGCUUGGGGGAAUUAAUUCUUCACUAACCGAUGUAAAUAUUGAUAGCAACGUAAUAAACUUUAAAACCGUUCACAAAAGCUUGGGUCUGAUACUGGACGAAAAUCUUACCUUACCCCGCAUGUAA
This is a messenger RNA of Photinus pyralis (common eastern firefly), 1359 nucleotides long. RefSeq lists its product as uncharacterized. The coding region runs from base 1 to 1359 and encodes 452 amino acids. The record is from RefSeq and is a predicted model, not a curated record. The transcript has 4 exons. Lineage: Eukaryota; Metazoa; Arthropoda; Insecta; Coleoptera; Lampyridae.